This is a messenger RNA of Sparassis crispa, 621 nucleotides long. Its product is annotated as UDP-N-acetylglucosamine transferase subunit ALG14. NCBI's taxonomy places the organism in Eukaryota, Fungi, Basidiomycota, Agaricomycetes, Polyporales, Sparassidaceae. Gene Ontology annotation, biological process: dolichol-linked oligosaccharide biosynthetic process. The coding region runs from base 1 to 621 and encodes 206 amino acids. The transcript is spliced from 6 exons. Gene Ontology annotation, cellular component: UDP-N-acetylglucosamine transferase complex. The record is from RefSeq and is a predicted model, not a curated record.
AUGAUUCUGUACUGGUUACUCGCGCUGUUUGUGUGUUGUUGUCUACGCUUAUAUGCUAUACUUCCGGAAGGGAAGAAAGUCAUCAGGCGCACUCGCCGUAGAUCAGAGACGUGCAGCCUAGCUGUCUUUCUUGGUUCCGGGGGACAUACGAGCGAAGUCAUUUCUCUCUUGUCUUCGCUAGACUUUUCCCGCUACACUCCUCGGACAUACUACAUCGGCGAGGGAGACACGCUCAGCAUGAAGAAAGCCAUUGUUCUGGAGUCACUUAAAGUUGUCGACUACGCCUCUUCUAGUGUUCAAUCCCUUGUGCCAUAUACUUUUGUUACGCUACCUCGCGCACGUCGCGUUCACCAACCGCUCAUCACGACUCCCAUCACUGCUUUGCGAUCCCUAGCCGUAAGUUCUCAUCGUGAACGGUCCGGGGACGUGCUUCGUCUUAUGUUUAGCUACUUUGUCGGUCUCACACAUCCAGCAUUAAUCUACGUGGAAUCAUUUGCACGUGUCCGUACUUUGUCACUCUCAGGAAAGCUGCUGCGACCCCUUGUCGAUAGAUUCAUUGUGCAAUGGCCAGAUCUCCUGAGGGAUGGAAAGAAGGGGGACUACCGUGGCUGGCUGGUGUAG